AUGGUGCGCCCGAGGGGUCUCUCCAACUCCUCCUCCGUCUCCUCAGUUCCCGACCAGGACCAGGAACUGGGGAGCAUGUAUGAUUACCUCGCCAAGGUGAUCUUACUUGGUCCUAGCGGGGCUGGAAACAUGCCGGAACAAGAAGACCUGCACAAACGGAUCUCGGGGACAUGUGCUAACCAUCCGUACUACUCUAUCAUCAGGUCCUGCGUGCUACACCGUUUCGUGAAGAAUGAAUGGCGAGUUCUCUCCUCGCAGACUAUCGGCGUCGAAUUCUCCUCUCGCAUCGUCAAGCUCGGCACAGGCUCUCGGCGCCGGCGCAUCAAGCUGCAGCUCUGGGAUACAGCCGGUACCGAGCGCUUCCGAUCUGUCUCUCGUUCCUACUACCGCGGCGCCGCUGGCGCCAUCCUCGUCUACGAUGUCUCCUCCUCCGCUUCUUUCGCUGCGCUCCCGACAUUUCUGAUGGAUGCGCGCGCACUCGCUUCGCCGAACUUGACUGUCUUGCUGGCAGGAAAUAAAGCGGAUUUGGCAGAUUCGACAGCUUCGUCUGAUUACCACGAUGAUGCACACCGACCCCCACCAACCCCCUCGAGUACCUCGAGUAAACAAUCGUCUCUUCCAUUCGAUGCGAUGGGCUCUGUGCGCUCCACGACAUACUUGGGCCCCGGGACGAGAAUGACUGCCUCGCUUGCCGAGGGUCGCGAGGUUAGUAAGGAGGAUACCGCGCGCUGGGCCGCGCAGUCGAAUAUUCCCGUUGCGGUUGAGAUAUCCGCUCUGACGGGCGAGGGCGUGGAAGAAGUCUUUCAGCGGCUAGCCCGUAUUAUCCUGACCAAGAUCGAGCUUGGAGAGAUCGACCCGGAUGACCCGCAGAGCGGGAUUCAAUAUGGAGAUGGGGCCAUGUAUGGCCACGGUGCUAGCGAUGCCUCGAGUAUCCGGAGCCGAGCCACGCUGGAUGAGAAUGCGUUAUCACUGCACCGGCCCUCGAGGCGAAAAGGCAGGCCGGGAUCUGGUUGGAAAGGUGGGAUGAGAGAGUGGGAGGAUGUAUUCCGGCUAGGCGGAUCGUCAUCGCGGAGGAAUCGGACUUGUUGUUGA
This is a messenger RNA of Penicillium daleae, 1092 nucleotides long. Its product is annotated as putative Ras family GTPase (Rab4b). The record is from RefSeq and is a predicted model, not a curated record. Gene Ontology annotation, molecular function: GTP binding; GTPase activity. Lineage: Eukaryota; Fungi; Ascomycota; Eurotiomycetes; Eurotiales; Aspergillaceae. Gene Ontology annotation, cellular component: endosome. Gene Ontology annotation, biological process: regulation of endocytosis. The coding region runs from base 1 to 1092 and encodes 363 amino acids. The transcript has 4 exons.